CGAUCGGACAGUUCACAUCAUGUGUGAUCCAGUUCAGGAUAAAGCUGAACGACUCACAUAUGAGAUAACGCCUCUAAUACGCGAUGGCUUUGGACUAGGAGGUUUCAGAGUUCGGAUCCUCUCCAUAUGUUUCGGUAAAUAGAGAAAGAUCCAUAAGCCCCAACUUUUUCCAAACUUUUCCAACUUUUUUUAAUUUUCUCCAAGCUUUUCCAAGUGAAUUCUUAUGAUUCCAAGUGAAUUCACAUUCUUUUAUGUCAAUAAUUAUCUUCCCAAGUUGAUUCACAUCUUUCCGAUUGGAACCAUCUUUUUCGAUUGACUUAUUCUCUACGCUUAUAACGGUACAAUUAUCCUGACGCCUCCAAUUGUUCCAAAUAUAGACAGUAACAGCGAAAUAGCAGAGCUAACAAUGGGAUUGACUGCGGAUAAUGCUGUUGCGAAGCUCGUCGAGGUCUCUUCAUUGGCCCACCACCGGGGCCGUCUCAGGGUCGCGGAGAAGAAGCGGGCCGACGACGCUCUGCAGCUUCUCGCUAACGGGAGGCCCCCAGCCGAUGCAAAGGGUGCCAAGCAAAGAAUCAUCUACAUGGAGACGCUGCUGGGUAUACGGAAGGAGUUCGGAGACGUCGGGGUCAUUCUCUGUGCUGCUGGCUUGGGAAUAGGGGCCAUCGCGAACAUGAGAGACAGCGAGCGGGUAUUCCUACGAAGUAAACUGAGGGAAAAGUGGGAUAAACUAAGCCUCGAUAUUUUUCAAACCUAUGCGGACCUGCUAGACCAAGAUACGCCCUUGUCGUCUGUUGCUGGCGAUGUAUAUGAGCUUUCUAUGGAAGACGUCCAGAAAAUAGUCGCCAUGCCAGGUCAAAUCACCGGAAUCAUACGGCUGACCGAACCCUACAACGGUUAUCAAUCGCCUUUUGUCACAAUUCCAUUAUCCAAGGAACUUGCAGAGUCCUUGAUUGUUAACCGCGAAAGAAUCCUCGAAUAAGAACCUUUACUUUCCCUCCUUAGCUAGAACAUACCCAACCUCGAUAUGUCCGGAACCUCUCAACCACAAGUUACGGUUCCAACGAACAACGACAAGAUGACCAGCAAAUUCAGUCCCGACCAUGUCGAUAUAUGUUCUGUCAUCGUCCGUGAUGUGGAUCGCACCUUGGUUAUGUAUAACAUCGACAAUAACCGCAACAGCUGUUGAUGGAGGUUUUAUGCGAGUUCUUCUGGGGAGUGUGGUCCACUCUAUACUUUCGCAACCAUUGUCAUUUAUCUAUACAAGGAGCAUAGAAAAUGAUUAGCAUAACUCGUUUCAACUUGGUUCUGAAGAUGUACCUUCUCAGUAACAACAUUUAAUAGCGAUUCUCGUGGGGUGGGUUCGAGUUUGUACUUGUCUAUCGUGUUUGUCAUAUUUGAAC
Molecule: messenger RNA, 1400 nt
Organism: Aspergillus sclerotioniger CBS 115572
Lineage: Eukaryota; Fungi; Ascomycota; Eurotiomycetes; Eurotiales; Aspergillaceae
Exons: 2
Coding region: 407-979 (190 amino acids)
Source: RefSeq, a predicted model, not a curated record